Molecule: messenger RNA, 890 nt
Organism: Astrephomene gubernaculifera
Lineage: Eukaryota; Viridiplantae; Chlorophyta; Chlorophyceae; Chlamydomonadales; Astrephomenaceae
Source: the annotation of a GenBank genome assembly
GUAAAAUCAUACAUGAGGAAGGCAUAUGGCUGUCAUCGCAAGCUUUGAAGCCAGGAAGGUUCACCGAGCUACCAGGGGCCUUGCCACUAGCAUCUCCUUGACCUUUAAGCACCUUUUCCUGUGCCCGUUCCUAGAGCUGAAUAGUUCGCUUUUCAGGCGGCCAGACAGGAACUACGCUCUGUCUUUCCUGACGAUCAUCCGUAGAGCGGCUUGGCUUGUGCAGUGUAGAAGUUAAACUAUAGGCACAAUUUGGAUUUAGUGCUUUCAUUUAGGUUUCCUGAUCUACUAAGUUGCGAACAAAUCAGUGAGGGACAGCAAGCACGCGAAGCGGAAGCUCUACCCGAAAUCGCUUGUGCCAUGGCUUCAGAAAGCCCGAACACAGCAGACGCUUUGGAUGGACCUAAUAAGAAAUCAAGGUUCGAGCUUUUCCACUUGCCGGACUCUCUCGAUGAUGCCAUGGUUCAGCCCGGAAGCUCCGCUGCCCAGCAACAACUUCCAGCGGAUGAGGCUCGGCGACAGCUGGGAACCCUCCAGCUAGGUCCCAGCGAUGAUCUUGUACCACGGUCUGCAAGUACAUCUGCUGGCGGUGCGAGAACUGCCACCGCUCCCUCCGAUGCAGCAGCUGCGGCGCAGCAGCCGGCAGCAGGCGCAGCUCCCGGCGCAUCAGCUUUGGUGGAAACAUCAGCCGGGGCCGCUCCCGGCCCGGCAGCAACAGGCGAACACCUGCGGAGUGGCAUGCUUUCACAGCCGCGAGAGGGGUCGCUGGAGCCCGCAGCCUCGGAUCCUGGGGUGUGCAUCAGCGUGGACCUAGCUGCGGGCAGCAGCGUGCUGGAGGGGCUGGCAGCUGACGAGGGGGAGGCGGAGGUGGUCAGUCGUCGAGUGGAGGCGGG